This is a messenger RNA of Fraxinus pennsylvanica, 2241 nucleotides long. The record is from the annotation of a GenBank genome assembly. NCBI's taxonomy places the organism in Eukaryota, Viridiplantae, Streptophyta, Magnoliopsida, Lamiales, Oleaceae.
AUGGCGCAGAGUAACUGGGAAGCAGAUAAAAUGCUUGAUGUCUAUAUUCACGACUAUUUGUUGAAAAGAAAAUUGCAUAACUCCGCCAAAGCUUUCAUGACAGAAGGGAAAGUUGCUACAGAUCCUGUAGCUAUUGAUGCGCCUGGAGGAUUUCUUUUUGAAUGGUGGUCUGUCUUUUGGGACAUCUUCAUUGCAAGGACAAACGAGAAACAUUCUGAGUCAGCUGCAGCUUACAUAGAGACGCAACAAAUUAAAUCAAGAGAACACCAGCAGCAGCUGCAAAUGCAACAGAUGCAACUCAUGCAGCAGCGGAAUGCCCAGUUACAGCGUAGAGAUCCUAAUCAGCCUUCCCUUGGUGGCCCCAUGAAUAACAUGAAUUCUGAAGGAAUGAUGGGGCAGCCAUCUGCAAGUGUAUUGGCUAUGAAAAUGUAUGAAGAACGUAUGAAACAUCCUCAUUCGAUGAACUCAGAUACAAGUCCAGCUAUUAUUGAUGCUAAUAGGAUGGCACUUCUCAAGUCUGCAACCAAUCAACAAGGACAGUUGAUGCAAGGGAAUUCAGGGAGCAUGUCUGUUGCGUUGCAGCAAAUGCAAGGACGGUCUCAACUGGCUACUGUAACUGCUGAAACCAUGUCUUUGUUGAGAUUCUUGAAGCCUAAUACAAGAUGGCUGAACAGGCUGUGGUUGAAUCAAGGUGUCACGGGACUUCCGCUGAAGGGCUGGCCAUUAACCGGUAUUGACCAAUUACGGCCAAGUUUGGGUUUACAAGUUCAAAAGUCCAAUCUACAAACACAAAAUCAGUUUCUUUUGGCAUCACAACAACAGCAGGAGCUAGAUCAUGCACAAGGCAACCUUACUUCACCUAACUAUGGAUUUGGAGGAUUACCUCGGGGUAAUUUUAAUUCAAAAGAUGGUCAACCUCCAAGAAAUGAUGGAUCUAUAUGCUCUCCAGGGCAAUCAAAUUCACUAAAGAUGAAGAUCGCCCAAAUGCAGCAGUCAUCCUCUCAACAACAGGAUCAGUUGCAACAGCAGCAACAUCAAUUGCAACAGAAUAACAGGAAAAGGAAACAGCACUCGUCAUCUGGACCUGCCAAUAGUACAGGUACUGGAAAUACAGCAGGCCCUUCUCCGAGCUCACCAGCAUCAACACAUACACCUGGAGAUGUGUCCAAAAGUAUGAUGAUGUAUGGUGCAGAGGGAACAAUUGGAAUUGCAUCAUCUACCAAUCAGUUGGAUGACUUGGAGAAUUUUGGAGACGUUGGUUCCCUGGAAGACAACGUGGAAUCAUUUUUGUCGCAUGAUGGAGAUGAAAAUAUAUACAGCACUCUGAAACAGGCUCUAAGUGAGCACAAACCAGAAACUUCUAAAGGUUUUUCCUUUGGAGAGGUUGGUUGUAUACGGACAAGAAAUAAAGUGACAUGUUGUCAUUUUUCUUCGGAUGGAAAGUUGUUGGCUAGUGCUGGUCAUGACAAAAAGGCUGUUCUUUGGAACAUGGAUACUCUGCAAACGGAAGCCACUCCAGAAGAACACCAGUACUUAAUUACAGAUGUCCGAUUCCGGCCCAAUACAAGUCAACUUGCGACAGCUUCAUUAGACAAGUCUGUCAGAUUGUGGGAUGCAGCUAAUCCAAGUUGUUGUCUGCAAGCGUAUACAGGGCAUACUUCCCCUGUUAUGUCCCUUGAUUUCCACCCCAAGAAGAAUGAUCUGUUUUGUUUUUGUGAUAGUAACAAUGAAAUUCGCUAUUGGAAUAUCAGUCCAUUCUUGUGCGCUCGAAUUUCCAAGCAAGGAGGCAGUGCACAAGUUAGAUUUCACCCAAUAACUGGACAGAUGUUGGCGGCAGCAUCAGACAAAGUGGUGUCCAUCUUUGAUGUCGAAACUGACAGGCAAAUACAUUCAUUCCAGGGACAUUCUGGUAAUGUGAACUACCUUUGCUGGGAUCUCAACGGCAGUCUGUUGGCUUCCGUCAGUGAGGACUGCAUUAAGGUUUGGUCAUUGGGGUCUGGAGAGUGCACUCAUGAGCUCAACGCCAAUGGGAACCAAUUCCAUUCUUGUGUUUUUCAUCCAACUUAUUCGUCUAUCUUUGUUAUUGGUGGAUUGAAGUCUCUGGAGCUAUGGAACGUGGUCGAAAACAAAAGCAUGACAGUUCCAGCACACGAGAAUAUUGUAUCUGCGUUGGCACAGUCACCCCUGACAGGAAUGGUUGCCUCUGCAAGUCAUGACAGUUCGGUUAAGUUAUGGAAAUAA